Diabrotica virgifera virgifera (western corn rootworm) is the source of this 470-nucleotide messenger RNA. RefSeq lists its product as uncharacterized. Bases 16 to 354 code for a protein of 112 amino acids. The transcript has 3 exons. The record is from RefSeq and is a predicted model, not a curated record. Lineage: Eukaryota; Metazoa; Arthropoda; Insecta; Coleoptera; Chrysomelidae.
AAUCGAAUUCUACUGAUGGUGGAUAGUCAAGUAUUUGCUAGGACGUCUGAAAGACUAACAAAUAAAAGUGUUAGCCCUGGUGCAAUAGACAGUAAAAAUACUAGUAAUUCGAAUGAUGUGUACCACUCUAGCAAUGGACCUAAUGCGUUUCCACAAGUAAACAAUGGUCCUAAUCAAUCUAAUAUAUUAUCUUAUCUUAAUUCAUUAAAAAAAAUACAAUCUUAUCCAGUACCACGAGGAGAGAUUAUCGAAAAUGAAUAUCUUUCAGAUCCAGAAAAACCCAGGACAUCCCCAAUGCCACAGCCAAUUCCCCCUGCUGCUAUCUGUUCCUUAUGCGGCGGAAACUUUGGAUAACUUAUUUAAGAUUUGAACAUACCUACACAUUAUUAUUAUAUUUAUAAUUUGCAUCAGAACCACGUGAAUAAUCUGUAAAACCAUUCUGGAAAUUAUUAAACAUAUUUAUAAAAAAA